Molecule: messenger RNA, 1057 nt
Organism: Drosophila hydei
Lineage: Eukaryota; Metazoa; Arthropoda; Insecta; Diptera; Drosophilidae
Product: ubiquitin thioesterase otubain-like
Exons: 3
Coding region: 142-930 (262 amino acids)
Biological process (GO): protein K48-linked deubiquitination
Cellular component (GO): nucleus
Molecular function (GO): ubiquitin binding; cysteine-type deubiquitinase activity
Source: RefSeq, a predicted model, not a curated record
UUUCAGUAUUUAGUAUUUAUUAAUUAAGUAUUUUUUUGGUUUUUGUCAACGGCCCCAUUCAUCCAUUAUGGUUUUUUAGAUGUCCACACAACGAAAUCAAUUGUGAUAUUAAAGAAAAUAUUGUUUCUUCAGAAAAAAAUCAUGGAUUCGGUUGAAAAUAAUGACGCCAACCGUGACGAAUUAAUUAUACAACAGCAGCGAGAAAUUGAAAAAGAGAUUAGCGACUCAACACCUCUGGUCAGUGAGCAAUUGCCGCUUAAUUGUUUACAAGCCGAAUAUAAUGGUGAUGAGGUCUUUACAGAUAAGAUACAGGAACUAUUUAAAAAAUAUAAAUUUAUUCGGCGUACUCGUCCCGAUGGUAAUUGUUUUUUCAGAGCAUUUGCCUAUUCGUAUUUGGAAUAUUUAAUCACCAAUAACAGUGAUUAUCAGGAAUUCCAAAAACUUGCCGAAGCUUCGAAAGACAAGCUUGUAGAGCUCGGUUUUCCAAGUUUUACACUAGAAGACUUCCAUGAAACUUUUAUGGAUGUAAUCAAGCGUGUUUGUCCCAGCCAUUCGGAAACAACUGAAAAAGUUAAAAACGAAUUGCAUGCACUAUUUAACGAUCAAGGGUAUUCCGACUAUGUAGUUGUUUAUUUACGUCUCAUAACGUCUGGGAAACUUCAGGAAGAUGCUGACUUCUAUCAGCAUUUUAUUGAAGGCGAUUUUUCAAUUGAAGAAUUUCGUCACCAAGAAGUCGAACCCAUGUACAAGGAAUCAGACCACAUACAUAUCAUCGCGUUGUGUACAGCAUUGGGAGUUGGUGUGCGAGUUGAGUACCUAGAUAGGGGCGAAGGAGAACAAGUUAAAGCCCAUGAUUUCCCUGAAGGAUCAGAUCCAAAAGUGUAUCUUAUAUAUAGACCGGGACACUAUGAUAUAUUAUAUCCUAACUGAAGUUGACAUGGAAAACUAUGCCCAAUACAAAUACAUAUUUUCCCAUGCUCAUCAAUAAGCAACUAUAGUGCAUAAUACCGUUUUAGACUUUAGUCAACUAAGUCAAAUAAGAAAUAUAAUAUUCUCA